Molecule: messenger RNA, 1109 nt
Organism: Rubroshorea leprosula
Lineage: Eukaryota; Viridiplantae; Streptophyta; Magnoliopsida; Malvales; Dipterocarpaceae
Source: the annotation of a GenBank genome assembly
AUGUACCUUUAUCUUUAGAGGCCCAGGCGGAGGCUCGUUUACUUAUGUUUUCUCAUAUGAAUCUCUUGUCUCCAGCUAUUGGAGAUCCCAUUUCCGUACCGACUCAAGAUAUGCUUAUUGGGCUCUAUGUAUUAACGAGCGGGAAUCGUCGAGGUAUUUGUGCAAAUAGAAAGUUGGCAAUGGGGAUAGACCUGAAGCCUUCGCUUUUACGGAAUACGGGAGAGUACGGUAGUAAUGGGCGGAAGAAGGGGACUACAGGUACUGCUACACUACCUGGAGGGGAUAAGGACAAGUGGCUCGCUACCGAGCUCGAUGCUUUGAAUAGGACCCACGGGGCGGUAAUAGAAGAUGCAGCAAAGAAAGAGGAAAGGUUGGCAGUGAAGUUAGCUCGAUCCCUUCUGCCUUAUGACUUCAAACAUCUGCGCAGCUGCUACCAGAUCAUCUCUUGUCACCCAUCAUCGGUCGUGAAUCGGGUCGGGGACACAUAUCGAUAUCCUGCAGGAGUUCCGGUUAGAGUGUUUGCUAAGGCUAGUUCUCUUCCAGGUCUUUUGAAAGGGAAAGGACUUCUGCCUUCCUUCUUUUUGAAUUAUGCUUUCUCGUCAGGCGCUGUCGGGGUAGUAGUUUCCAUCCAGCCAGUGUUAGUUUACAGUCAGCCAGAAGCAAGCAUAAUGACGACAUGGAUUCUACGCCAGAAGGAAGCUAGGGAUAAGAUGCCAUCUCCUUACCAGUACUUCUCAAAGUCUAUAGCUCUGACAGCCAGUUCAUUUGCUUCUGCCUUUGAUGUACCAGGUCUUGGACUUUCUUUCCUUUCAGCAGUCUCUUUGAAGCCAGCCAUUGCAUUUGGAGGUCCCUUGCUUCUCUUUCUGCUCCUAGGAAGAGCAGCUGCUAUCUCGGCUGUUGGAGAAAAAGAGUCAGCCUCUCCAGUUCUAGUAGUUGCCUUUGCUUCUGCUUUCCCUUCUUAAGAAGCCUACCGAGCGUAAGAGCUAGGAAGCUAAGUAGCUAAGUAAGGAGGACUGUCUAGUCAGUCUUACGUCCAGCCAGUGCAAGCCCUCUUCAUUCCAUUACAAAUGUAGCAAGCCGCUUGAAAGUCAGUGCAGUUAUUACGCUUA